AGCGAUUAGAACAAACCGCGUAUGGCGAACGUCAAAGACAUGCAUCUCCUCCAAGACGGUACCCCUCCUGGUGGUUUCGCUCCGGUCUGCUAUGCUCGCCGGAUUCAGUGUCGUUACCAUAUUCCUCGCUGCUUUUGGCUCUAUCUCUUGGGGCAUGUACCAGGUCGGCAAGGGAAUAACAUCCGUCGUUACCGAAGUGGGAGUUUAAAACCUAUCUUGGAUGGCACGAGCAGGAUCAGGGUUCCGAUACGGGUUCAGGAUUGUACAGGGAUUGUGACGCUCACCCUAUUUGAGCGUGAGGUGCUUAAGCUAUUGAAGGUUAACGCGAGUCAGCUGUUGGAUAAGAACCUUGAUCUAACGAAGGGAAUUUUCCGCCUGAACUCAAUGCUCUACUCAACAGGAAGUUUGCAUUCAAGAUAGCCAUAGGUUCUUUUAACAUACAAAACAAAUCGGAUGGUUACUCUGUUUCGAAAUUAACUGACAAUCCAACCGUGAUUUCCGAACUAGAUAAGAUUUUUGAUGUC
Molecule: messenger RNA, 524 nt
Organism: Helianthus annuus (common sunflower)
Lineage: Eukaryota; Viridiplantae; Streptophyta; Magnoliopsida; Asterales; Asteraceae
Exons: 4
Coding region: 22-420 (132 amino acids)
Source: RefSeq, a predicted model, not a curated record